AUGCUGAGCAUCGGCUUGGGCAUCAACGUGCUUUUCACCUUGCGUGCGAACGCACGGCAGUUGGAGAAGUCCUUAGCCUACAGGAAGGAGGUUCGUGUGCAGGCGAUUUCUGCAUCCAUUUCCACGUUGGAGGUGUUUCAAUUUCCGCUGUGCCUGGUGAACGUCCGGGACUUUCUGACGUUUGGCCACUUGGUACCCUUCGAAGCCUGCCGCGAGCAGCUCCGCUCCCUGGACAGCUGUGAACAAGCCCAGCAGCUGCAAAGGCAAGAAGGUGUAGUGUUCAUCAGCCACCAAUGGGUGAGCUUUGGGAGACCCGACCCUGUGGGAGUUCAGUACCAUGCGAUGGUCACAGCUAUUCAGCAGCUGCAGCAGAAGGGACUUCAGUGCAAUUGGCUUUGGGUUGACUAUUGUUGCGUUCCCCAGCAGAACCGGAUCCAGCAACAGAGUGCUGUGAACUCCAUCAGCGCGUACACACGGUGUUGCAGCAUGUUCCUGUCAGUGGCACCUUUGUGCUACCACACAGACACAGGUGUUUUGAUGGAUGAGUCCAGCUACGGCCAUCGGAGCUGGUGUCGCUUGGAACGGCUGUGCUACGUCACGUGUCGCCCCUUUACAGAGUGCAAGCUUUGGCGCUACACCGACCACCUCCAGGAGGAGAGGCCGGGUGACUGUGACUGGGAUGACCUUGAAGUGAUGACUGGUGUUACCGCGUGCUGCGAGAACGACCAUCCUGGUGAAUUGUGUGACAAGCAGAGGAUGAUGGGUUUGAUGCUGGGGAUCUAUUGGCGCUUGCUGAGUCUGCGCGAUGACCCUUUGCAUGGCGGUGAGGCCAAGGAGCUGCUCAGGCUUAUCCAUGCCAAUGAAGAGAAGUACUUUCCUUCGACCAUUCAAUUGGGUGACGAUGAGAUUCAGCUCUUCGAAGGAUUUCUACCGGUCUUGCGAGAGCUCUUUGAAGAUGAGAGAUACGAAGAGGUGAAAUCCCAAGGCCUCAAGAAUUCCUGCAGCCUGGCACCAGUGAAGGACCAAGGGGCCACCACCUCACGUGCUUUGGCUUGGGCGACAAGUGCGAGCACCAGCGCUGCGCUGUUCAAGCAUCGAACUAAUUCAGGGCUUUUCUCAAUGUGA
Messenger RNA from Durusdinium trenchii, 1125 nucleotides. NCBI's taxonomy places the organism in Eukaryota, Dinophyceae, Suessiales, Symbiodiniaceae. The record is from the annotation of a GenBank genome assembly.